Humulus lupulus (European hop) is the source of this 1757-nucleotide messenger RNA. Its product is annotated as bZIP transcription factor 11-like. Bases 735 to 1316 code for a protein of 193 amino acids. Gene Ontology annotation, biological process: positive regulation of DNA-templated transcription. The transcript has a single exon. Gene Ontology annotation, molecular function: transcription cis-regulatory region binding; DNA-binding transcription factor activity. The record is from RefSeq and is a predicted model, not a curated record. Lineage: Eukaryota; Viridiplantae; Streptophyta; Magnoliopsida; Rosales; Cannabaceae. Gene Ontology annotation, cellular component: nucleus.
AAAAUUAAAUUAAUUUAUAAUAAUUUUUAUUAUUUGAUCUUCAUUUACACUUUUUUUUUUGUUGGUUCUAUAAAUUGGCCUCUCAGCACCAUCCCCAACCUCUUCCUUUACUUCCUCUCUUUCUCUCCCUCUCUAAUUCUAGAUCUUAUUAUUGUUGUUAUAUAGCUAUCUAGCAUCUGGGUUUUAAUCUAAUCAUCAUCUGUGUUUUUUUUUCUUUUCCUAAAAUCUGUGGAUGAUGCAUGCUUCAAUCGUCUUUGUUGUUCUUAAUGUUUGAAAUUGAUGUCUCCAGUUCUCAGUGAAAUCCUUCGUUCCGGGUUUAUGAUAAAUUCCUCACUCAGGCGCAGGACCCAUUUAGUUCAAUCUUUCUCGGUCGUCUUCCUCUACUGGUUUUAUGUUUUCUCAUAAAUUACUUCUCACCACCAUUAAUUAUUAUUAUUAUUAUUCAUAUGUAAUAAUAAUCUUAUUAAUUACAACUACUAUAUAGUCUAUACAUAUAUAUUGUACUAGUUAAUCAUCCAUCUUUAGACGUCUUUCGAUUUAUAGCUUACUUAUUACAGCUUAAUUUGCAGUAUCUGGGUCCUGCGUCUUUUUAAAGCACCUAAUCAAAAAAAACCUUUUUUUUUUUUUUUAUAGUUUUCUUCUUACAUAGAAGAUCCAUCACUGAUUUCUCAGAUAUCAUCGUCAUCACUUGGGUUAAUUAUUACUAUUACGUACUACUGUAUAUUUAUAUAUAUAUGGCUUCGUCCAGUGGAAACUCGUCAGGGUCGACUCAGCUUAUUAUGGUUCAGAAUAACUCGGGGUCAGAGGAAGAUUUGAAGGUUUUAAUGGAUCACGAGAGAAAAAGGAAAAGAAUGCAAUCGAAUCGGGAAUCGGCAAGGCGUUCUCGGCAGCGAAAGCAGCAGCACUUGGACGAGUUAAUGGGGCAAGUGGCUAACCUCCGAAAGGAAAACAACCAAAUCCUGACAAGCAUAAGCAUCACCACCCAACACUUGAUGAGCGUGGAAGCCGAGAACUCAGUGUUGCGAGCCCAAAUGGAGGAACUCGGCCAGAGGCUGCAGUCCCUAAACGACAUCCUAAACUACAUCAACGACGUGAAUAGUGGCGGCGGUGGUGGUGGUGGUGGUGUAGUUCAGCUUCACAAUAACAUUGUCGAAUAUGGUCAUAAUCAUCAUCAUAACCAUAACCAUUACCAUGAGCCUCUUCUUCAUCAAACGACGAUGAGAACAGCUGCAGAUCAUAGUUUUAUGUUGGAGCAAAUGAAUAUGGUCCGCCUUAACCAUCCCAUGGUGGCCACUGCUGAUAUGUUGUUCUAUUAAGCAACAAAACAAGUACAGUACUAGCUAUAUCAUCACCAGCCCCCCUCUCCUUUUUGGCUCCACAAAUUAAGCUCAAAUCAAAUUACUCUCAAACGUACCCAUAUGGGUGGGUCAUCAGUCUCCUUUUGUCUUGUGGGUGCGGUUGUGUUUGUUUAAUUAAUGAGGGAAGAUCAGAGGAAAAUUAAGAAUAGGUUAGGGUGUAUUUUUAUAUAUAUUUAUACAUCUUUAGAGUAUGAUAUUAGUUUGAUUAGCACAGCUAGGUGAUCGGUAAUGUGUCAAUCGUAAUUAUGAUCAAAUAUUUGGAGAAGGAAAAAAAAAAAAGUUCUCCAUAAUAGGGCCCCAAUAAUAAAUGGGUCCUUUGAUAUGUAAAGUAAAGGUAAUUAUGGAUCAAGUGGUGUGAAAGGCUAUAUAAUUAUUAAGUACCAAUAUUGGCAUUGUCUC